GUCCCCGGCGGCAGGCCUACCCGCAGUUACGACUACGAGCUGCCAGCCUGCCACAUCGCGCCCCGCCCGUGUCCGUCAACGCCGCCGCCCCAGCCCGCAGUGGCGAGGCCUCGGAGCCAGCGAGCGCCUCGCUGCAGGGCCGCCAGCCCGAGCCAGCCGUGCGCGGCGCCGCAGCUGAACGCCGCCGAUCCCUCUGGUGAAUGCCUUGUAGGAACUCGCUUGGAUGAGGUUACAAUUUGUGUGAAACGCUACACCCUGCAUCCUGCUAUUUUCUGGCAUCUGCUAGGUCAUUGAGUGGGAUCGGCUCCAGUUCAGGACUUAUUGAGGAUAUCCUGACUGACAGCAAGGUAAAAGUUGGUUUAAAGCUGGAAGAAAACACCCAAAACAUUAUCAACAUGACUACAAAUGUGAUGUCCGGGUGGAGCAUUGUGAAGGAAGAGUUAUUAUUUCCUGCUGGAGGUGCCCUUUUCAAAAGUUGCCAUGCUUCUACUAUUGUACAGAUCGAGGAAGACAAUUUUUUGGUUGCAUAUUUUGGUGGAUCCAGUGAAGGCGCUCCAGAUGUUAAAAUCUGGUUGCAGAGAUAUAGUGAUGGUUGCUGGCAUCCUCCAGUGGUGGCUGAUGAACAAGAUGGGGUGCCCAUGUGGAAUCCCGUUUUGUUUCAGCUCCCCUCCCGUGAGCUGCUUCUGUUUUACAAGAUUGGUCAAGAAGUCCAGAAGUGGAGUGGUGCCAUGAAAAGAUCAUUGGAUGGUGGUAUAACCUGGUCACAGAGAGAGCAGCUACCUCCUGGUAUCCUUGGUCCUAUCAAGAACAAGCCUUUCUUGCUUGAGGAUGGUCGCCUGCUAUGUGGAUCAUCAGUUGAAAGCUGGAAUUCUUGGGGUGCAUGGCUUGAGGUUACAAAAGAUGCAGGCCGGACAUGGCAAAAGUACGGCCCUAUAUGUAUAGAAGGUGAACCACUUGGAGUGAUUCAGCCAGUUCCCUACCAGACUGCCAAUGGGACUAUUCGAAUGUUGCUGCGAUCAUUUGAAACAAUUGGCCGUGUCUGUAUGGCCGAUUCUGCUGAUGAAGGUGUGACAUGGAGUUAUGUCCACGAGACUGAGCUUCCAAACCCAAAUUCUGGUAUUGAUGGAGUUAAGAUGAAGGAUGGAAGAGUACUGCUUGCCUACAACACCUUCUGCAGAGGAACGCUCAAAAUUGCAAUCUCCUUGAACGAUGGUGAUACAUGGGAUGAAGUAAUGACAUUGGAGGAUACCAAGGGUAUGGAAUUUUCAUAUCCUGCAGUGAUUCAGACUAUGGAUGAUCUCAUCCAUGUUACUUACACAUACAACCGGACGCAAAUUAAGCGUGUUGUUCUUCAACCAAGUGCGAUGAUGAAAUUGUGAGUGUGCAACUACUGGAGUGGAGAACUGUGGCUGGCAACUUUAUGGCACUCAAAUUUAUCUCCACAUGUUUAGUGUGACCAUUGCUUCAUAUUGCCUAGAUUAUGUUCUUGUACUUCUCUGCUCAAUUGAUAUGAAAUAAAUGCUUGCUGCUAUAACUUAAUUGACAUUUUCCAAA
Messenger RNA from Setaria italica (foxtail millet), 1554 nucleotides. RefSeq lists its product as uncharacterized. The transcript has 11 exons. Bases 396 to 1379 code for a protein of 327 amino acids. The record is from RefSeq and is a predicted model, not a curated record. NCBI's taxonomy places the organism in Eukaryota, Viridiplantae, Streptophyta, Magnoliopsida, Poales, Poaceae.